Molecule: messenger RNA, 477 nt
Organism: Psilocybe cubensis
Lineage: Eukaryota; Fungi; Basidiomycota; Agaricomycetes; Agaricales; Agrocybaceae
Exons: 3
Coding region: 1-477 (158 amino acids)
Source: RefSeq, a predicted model, not a curated record
AUGUACACAUUUAAUUAUGGUCCUGGGACCGGUGACGCCAACAUCUGUAGGAUCGAUUCAAAUGGAAAUGUUGUAGCUGGACAAGCAGGUUGCUACAAUUUGCCAUCAAACUGUUCAGAUAGCAUUGCAGCAGGCCAGAGCGCGGAUUCAUCUGCAUCCUAUAAGUUUAAAGGUUCUGGGAUUUAUAUCACGGGUGUUCUUAACUCUCUUUCGCCCGUUUACACCGUCGAUCUGGACGGGACCUCCAAAGAUGUCGAUGGUGUUGUAGACUCACUUCCAUUCACCUGUGCACCUCUUUUCUCUGCCACGAAUCUCGACCCAAAUGUCGAACACACUAUACGCCUUAGCAUCAAAGGUCCCUCUCCGAAUCGCAAUAUGACCGUGGAUCCAGAUGGCAAGUUCCUUACCUUCGCUAUGGCUAAUUUUAUGUAUGCCGUGCUAUACUUUCCCGUUACGAAGGAACUGAUGAUGUGGUGA